This is a messenger RNA of Pocillopora damicornis (cauliflower coral), 1223 nucleotides long. RefSeq names its product nucleoredoxin-like protein 2. The record is from RefSeq and is a predicted model, not a curated record. Gene Ontology annotation, biological process: photoreceptor cell maintenance; sensory perception. Lineage: Eukaryota; Metazoa; Cnidaria; Anthozoa; Scleractinia; Pocilloporidae.
UUUAUCCCGAUCAUCUGAGUGUACCAUUUGUUUGGAACUGCGUCAAAAAUUUUUACCCAAGAAAUAGCAAGUAUUAAUUCAUUGCUCGAUAGUAGUAUUAUAAAUCAUUUGGCGCAAUUUUUGCAGAUAUUUCACAUAUUUAAAUGGUGCUAAGGUGUUAGGUAGUUUUGGUGGAUGUUGGGAGUGGACAUCCACCUCGCGGAUUUCCGAGAAUCUUCGGUUAUGAUUUGCAAGCUAUUAAAUAUUCCAUCUUAGUCGCUCUCGACCGAGGUGGUUUUGGCGGAUCUAAUGCUGGCCGAUGCCGACCGAUGUUGGCAACUGGUAAUCCGCUGUUGUACAGAAGUCUCAGAUGUCACGCCUCUAUUGUGAUUUCGCUGUUUCAGACGUAAUUACGUCCACAAAUGAACAUUUUUGGGGAUCGACAACUUGUUAGAAGGUCUGGGGUACUUAUUCACGCUGAAGAAGCCCUCCAGAGUAAAGUGGUUGCAUUGUAUUUCUCGGCGGGAUGGUGUCCCCCUUGCAAUCAGUUUACGCCAGUUUUGGCGGAAUUUUACAACGAGCUUAAAGAGAACGAACUACCCUUCGAGAUUGUUUUUGUUUCAUCCGAUAAAACGGCAUCAGAUAUGGAGACAUACAUGAAAAAAUGUCAUGGUGACUGGUUAGCUGUUCCAUUUGGAAGCGAAAUGAUUCAAGAGCUGAAGAAUCGUUACCAUGUCACAGCGAUUCCUAAGUUGAUUGUCGUGACAGAUGACGGAGAUGUCGUGACAACGAUGGGAAGGAAAGAGGUAACUGAAAACGGACCCAAGUGUUUCACUCACUGGGCACACGCUAUCGCCAUAGCAAGAGGAGAAGUUGCUACAACUGUGACUAAAGCGAGUGGUCGCUUUACUGCCGGCUUUGAAUAAAUUGAAAAAAAAAAUAUUCAGUCAUAUAAAGAACCUUUUGAUAUGCUGUGUAAGACUCGUACAAUGGGCUACAUGGACUCAGGUCGUUUUUACUCGGACAUAAACCGAUGCAGGCAAUUCAUAUUCAAUUAGUGUGAUCAUAAAGUAGCAGCUUACAUAAUAUCAUUUAACUGAUUAAAGUCUCACCACUGUCAAAUUUAUAAACUCAAUACUUAUUUAUAAACUCGUAUGCAGAUCCUUCCGUGUAUGGCGGUGAAAGGUCUGGCUGUAGACUAACUUGUAUAUCUGUAUCAUAAUAAAGAUUUCUCUUCUACAAUA